Molecule: messenger RNA, 5694 nt
Organism: Rana temporaria (common frog)
Lineage: Eukaryota; Metazoa; Chordata; Amphibia; Anura; Ranidae
Gene: NISCH
Product: nischarin
Exons: 21
Coding region: 102-4304 (1400 amino acids)
Cellular component (GO): cytoplasm
Molecular function (GO): integrin binding; phosphatidylinositol binding; protein kinase binding
Source: RefSeq, a predicted model, not a curated record
CAAUAAAGUUUUUUGAUCGGGAGCUCUGCAGUAAACAAACAUGGCGGCGGCUGCCGGAGGGACCGAGUAGAGGAGGAGAACCGAGUCCUGUACCGAGCGCUAUGGAGGGGCUGGCGGGCUUCAUGGAGGACAGUGACGAGCACCGGGCGGUGGCCAUUGUCGGCUCCGAGUUAGUGGAGAAUUACACGGUAUAUAUCAUCGAGGUCCAGACUGGUGUUUAUAACUGGAAAGUUAAACAUCGUUACAGUGACUUUUAUGAUCUCCAUGAAAAACUAACAGCAGAGAACAAAAUCGAACGAAAUUUGCUGCCUCCUAAAAAGAUCAUUGGAAAGAAUUCCAGAAGCUUGGUGGAAAAGCGUCAGAAGGAUCUGGAGGUCUACCUACAAACGCUGCUUGCAAAGUUUCCGGUUACUGUUCCAAGAGCUUUGUCCCAUUUUUUGCACUUUCACUUAUAUGAAAUUCAUGGAAUUGCUGCUGUUCUGGCGGAGGAGCUUUAUCAUAAUGGUGAGCAAUUACUUGUAGCGGGAGAAGUGUUUCACAUGAGACCUCUACAGCUGUAUGCCAUAACACAAUUGCUACGACAUGGCAAACCAACCUGUAUUAAUGGAGACGCCAAAACUGACCUUGGGCACAUACUUGAUUUUACAUGUAGACUUAAAUAUUUAAAGAUCAGUGGUUCAAAAGGUCCAGUUGGAACAAGUAAUAUACAAGAACACCUAUUGGCGUAUGAUCUAUCGGUAUUUAAAUCACUUUGUCAAGUAGAGAUCUGUCAUUCAGAUGCAAAGCUUAUCAAAGGCUUCACCUCCUGUAAGAAGACACUGGAAACUAUGACUGUUCAGUUUUCAGCAUCAUCAAUGAAGGAUAUCCUGGUGCCGGAGGCUCUUGAAUUCGAUCAUUGGGAGGCAGAAGGUGCGACAUCAGAUUGUCCUAUAACGGCUGUAGUGCCAAAAUGGAGUACGCUGACCACUGUGGAUAUGAGCCACAAUCAGAUCUCUUGUAUUGAUGAUUCUGUGAAAAUUGCUCCACAAAUAGAGUUCCUGGCCUUGAGUCAUAACAUCAUAACCUCCAUAGAAAAUCUGCAGCACUUGUACAACUUGGUUCACUUGGAUCUGUCCUACAACAAACUCUCUGGGCUGGAAGGCAUUCACUCAAAGAUUGGAAAUAUAAAAACGCUAAACUUAGCUGGAAACCUGUUGGAAAGUCUCAAGGGGCUCAAUAAAUUAUAUUCUCUGGUCAACCUGGAUUUAAGCAACAACAAGAUCUCACAGGUUGAUGAAAUUAAAAAUAUUGGGAAUCUUCCAUGCUUGGAAACUGUGAAUCUGACCGACAACAAUGUGACUAUUAUCCCUGAUUACAGAACAAAAGUUCUUGCACAGUUUGGGGACAGAGCCGCAGAGGUUUGUUUGGACAAUACUGCUACAACAGAAAAAGAACUAGACACAGUGGAAGUGCUGAAAGCAAUCCAGAAAGCAAAGGAAGCAAAAAAUAAACUGAAUAAUACUGAUAAAAAGAUGAGUGAGGACUUCCGGCUCACUGCUUCCAGCUCUUCUUUUCUGGCAAAUGCUUCUUCCCCUGUCUCUGGGACUGUUAUCUCCAGUCAAGACCAGUCCACAGACAGCAAAUCCACUAAUCUGACGCUCGAUGAUCAUUCACAGAGAAAAGGUGGAAUUCAAUGUUCUGCACACAAUAAAGGAACAAGCAGAGAGCCAUCCAAACCAGACGUAGUUUUACAAAAUGAUGACAACAAUCUUCAUGUGGUCAGUCUAAUUACGCUAGAAGAGGAACCUACACUAUUACCAGAACUUCACUGCUCCCAUUUUCCUAUACCCUGCGUCUCAAAUACUGACACUGAUCAAGAUUUUAUUCCUUACUUUUCCACAUCAAUUGCCCAUGCACUAAAGCAGAAGCAGCAUCUAGCUGGAAAGCUGGAGACAAGUAAUAACCAAAGAGUGGGCUCUUGUGAACCAGGGGAUGGCUACUUUGAAAUGGGACUUCACGAGAACGACCAUAGUGUAGAGUGGAAUCUGUCAGAGAGAACUCCUUCAUGUCCUCAAGACACAAAUAUCAGUAUUGUACGAUUACUUUGGAACUUCUCUGUUCACCUUCAGGGAGACAAUAAUGUCAAACCAUUUUCAUCAUGCCUUGUGUUAACUGACACUUUAAUUGCUUUGUUUGAGGUCCAUCUCGAAGAGCCAGAAAAAAGCCACAGUUCCAUUCCAUCUUUACUUAAACUAGUUUGCUAUUUUUAUUAUGAAGAUGUCACUGAAUUUGGAGUUCUAAUACCAGACACAUGCUUGGCGCUUAAUAUAAGGAAUGGAGAGGAGUACAUAGUUAUAGUAACAGACUCUAAAAACUUGGAAGAAUUUUCUUCAUGUUUACACGAACAAUGUUCACAAAACAGCAUUUCACUGCCAUCCGUCUCAGUCACGAGUUUCGAAGCUGGACUCCAAAGUUUCUUUCAACGUCUUGUAGAGAAACACAAGAUAAAUGUAGAAGAUUGUGAGGUUAAAGGUUUUUUCCCAGUGUGUUUGCUUUACCAUGAUGACCUUUUUAAGAGGAACACCCAAGGAGAACUGCAAAACAAAAACUCUAGGUGCACAGAUUUGAGUUCUACACCUUUUUGUAUCAUGAAGCUCAACUCUAAUCACAAUACUGAGAAUGUUCUGCCGGUUUGGUUGUUCUUUACUCAACAAGAUAUGAUCAUGGUCCAAAUAGAUUAUCAUAUGGUCUCUAGGAAUAAAAAACUGUCUGACUGUUCCCAAAAUGUCUUCAGCCUGAGAAGAGUUCCUCUGGCUUCCAUAGUUGUGCAUCCAAUGUGCCAGUCUGCUGGGGAGAACCAUUCUCUCCAAGAAGGUCAUGUUCUGCAGAUCAUUUUGGAUUCCAUGUCUAUGACUGCUUUUUUUGUUUUACCCCAAGAUAAAUCCCGUUUUUUAAAUCUGUAUAAACUACUGAGAACCUCCCUUCAUGAUUUUAAAAAUGUAGUCAUUUUAAAGGCUUUAAUGAACUUGAAAAGCACACAAUGUAACCUUCUGGAAACCAAGAAAACGCAUCUGCAGACUGUUGGUACUAUUAAACCUUCAAUGACCUUACCUACCACAUACCCUUCUCAAAGUUUACAGCAUAAAUUAAGUGAAGAAAACCAGAUACCAUUCCACCUGCCAGCAUCUGAACCAUUGCAAUUUAUCGCUGCACUCACUGGGAAAAGCGUUGUGGAAUUCUUCCAUAACAGUGUUUCUGAGGAUGAAAAUGAAGAAUUGCGGCACCUCAUGUGGUCAUCCCUUUCAUUUUAUCGGACACCAGACAUGGAAAUCACAUCUUGUGUUUUGCUGUCAACAAAGGCAGUUUAUUUUGUGCUGGAUGACGCAAUAAAAAAGAUAAAUCAGAUACCGCUGAAUUCCUGCAACCAAAACGAUGUCGGCUUAGAGAACAGUUUAUUCCAUCAUUGCUGCUGUAUAGUGAUAAAGUUCAGUGAUCUGCAGUCUGUAAACAUUGGGCUUUUCGAUCAAUACUUUAGAAUAACAGGUCCUUCUCCAAACCAUGUUAUAACAUUAUUGACCAGAGACAGCUAUACUACCCAUGCAUUCAUACAACAGCUCAUGUCUGUGUUAUCCUUGCUGGCACGAACACCAUCCCCAGAGCCUGUAGAGAAAGACUUCUACUCAGAGUUUGGGAAUAAGAGGACAGGAACAAUGGAAAACUAUGAAAUGAUCCAUUCCAGCAGAGUGAAGUUUAUAUAUCCAAAUGAAGAAGAAAUUGGGGAUCUUACUUACAUUGUAACAGAAAGCACUGACUCUCCGGGAACAUUGCCAUCUUUAAACAUCUUACUGUAUGUCCUGGCUUUCCAAGUAAGCACAGCAGAAGGAAGUGACCAAGAAGCUUUGCUGCAACCUAAAACCCUCAUUCUCACAAGCUCGGAUCUGUUUCUAUUCAAUGAAGAUUACAUCAGUUACCCACUUCCUGAUUUUGCCAAAGAGCCCCCAAAGAAAGAUAAGUACCAGUUAGUGGAUGGGAGGCGUAUUCGGGAUUUAGACCGUGUGUUGAUGGGCUAUCAGACUUAUCCUCAGACUCUUACAUUUGUGUUUGAUGAUUCUAGCAACCAAGACCUGAUGCAAAGUCUAUCUAUGGAUCAUUUUGCAGAAACAUUAAGCCCCUGCAACAGUCAGAAAACCUGUGGCAAUAAUCAAGAAGUACAGUGGUACAUCUUUAUUCCAAGUGCUGACUGCCGGGAAAAGUUGAUAUCGCUCCUUGCCCGGCAGUGGGAGAUUCUGUGUGGCAGAGAGCUACCUUUGGAGUUGACAGGAUAAAGUACUUGAUUUAUGUAUACAUUCUAAAGAUCCAGGCAGGUUUUUGAGGGACCAUAACUAAAGGCAAUGCACAUAGUUUUAUGCUGCUUUUCAUUGCACAUAUUUAUUUUUAUGUUUGAGCACAUGUACAGAUACAUCAAACCUACAAAUUGUUACAAUAUAAUUGAAAUUAAAGUCAUCCAUCUUAUUGUCUUUUAUAUAGCUAAAGAUGUCCUUAUUCUUGUGAUGUUUUCAUUCCUAAGGUACAGUUUUGGACCAAUUUUGAGCUUCUAAUGGUUUAUGGUGAACACAGAUUUGCAACAAAAAUCUCGGAAGACUAUAAUGGCAUAAAAUAAUGUAGCAAAAUUUAGAAAGCUUCCUCUUAUAUUCUACUAACUGUAGAAAUAUACCAGCACUGUUGCUUUACAAGCUAUGGAGACCUCUCUCACAUGCACUGAAUAGUGGAAAUUCAUGCUGGUGUCUUUUGAGUACCUGAUCAUUUAGAAUGAGAUGAAAUUCCCAUGGCUUGCUUUUAGGUGUAUCUUUUAAAGUUUCCUUGCUUGAAGAAAACAAAAUUCAAUAGCCCUAGAUUGGGGUGGAGUUGAGUCUUUGUUUCAGGUUGAUGCAUUUUUUCAAAGCAAAAGCAGUCACCUCUUAAUAAACCUGUACCCAGGUGAAGAAUAUUGCAUUUGUGGCCUCCCUUCUGACAGGAAGUAAAGCGCAAUAUUCUGUAAUACAUUUUAACACACUUUAGCUAAAAUGGGGUGUGUUCCAGGUCCUGAGACGUAUAUGUGAAUUGUCUUACCGUCCAAAAUAUUUGUAAUUCUGUUCAAUUGGUUCCACACACCCCUGUCAUACAGCCUAGCUAGGUCUCUCACCUCCAAAGGAGUUAAACAAUGUAGCUUGGUUUAAGGACUUGCCUGCAGAUUGGACAAUGCAGAAACAGCAGAGCACUGAUAAGGUUGACUCAUGCUCUCCUAUCCUGUAAUCAAGUGUUAGGUCUCAUUCACACGGGCAUAAUGGUGUGCAACUGUGAGAGGGCUGUUUUUUUCAUGCAUGGGGAUGCACAGGUGUUUUGUGUAUCCUUGUGCAGGCAGUGACAUUCAUGUCAAUUGGGAUGCAGUGCAAGACACAGUCGUUGCUCGCCGUACUCUUACAGGUGUGUAUCCCGAAACAGUGUGCAUUCGCAGCUGUGCACCCGCAUGGCUGUCGAAUUGGGAGCAACAGCUGUGUUAGUGCAGUGUAGUGUGUCCCAAUGGACAUCAAUAGGACUGUCUGCACAGGGAUACAUGAAACUCCUGUGCAUUCCCAAGCAGGCAAGCAUGGCCUUCAUAUGGGCCUAUGCCCAAGUAGCUGGUGUAAAAAAAACUUACAUUGACAGUAUUUGGUAGGGCACUGAUGGGUUUGCUAA